AUGGACAAAACUGGCAAGAUCAACAAGAAACGUCUUGAUGAUGAUUCUGAAGACAGCUAUUACGAAGUCCAGCUAGAAGACAUAAUAACACAGGCGAAGCCUGAGGACCAAAUUUCAAGAAGCUCAUUAAGCAUAUACUCAUUUGUCAAGUUUCUCCAUUCAUUUUGUUCAUGCUUAAAAGUAUCCACAAAAAAGCCUCAAAAAAUAACAGAAAAGUUUGUUUUACUCCCACCAAAAGAUUUUCAGUCAAAAAUAGCCAAAACCCUUGUGUUAGAUUUGGAUGAAACCUUAGUGCAUAGCUCAUUAAAACCUGUCAACAAUCCAGAUAUGGUUAUUCAAAUAGAAGUUGAAGGAAUAACAAGCUUGAUUUAUGUCAAGAUUCGGCCAGGAGUUUCUGAAUUUUUGGCUAACUCCCCCCCUCCGUGUGUGAACAAAAUAUAAAUUUUAUAACAAAAAUUUUUUUCGAAAUUUUAAAAAAAAAAUCCUAAUUUGCAAAAAAUUGGGAAGCAAAUAUUUAAUUUAAUUUAUAAAAUUUAUGUUUUAAAACGCAAUUUGUUUAAAUUAAAUAGAAUUAGCUCGAGAUUUCAUUUCUAAUUAUCACUUAUAUAUCAAUUUUUUUUUCAUAAAAAUUUUUUUCUAUUAAAAAAUUUUUGUUCACUCACGGAGGGUGUUUUUUUGGGCAAAAAAUAGGGAUUUUUCUAAUGGUUUUGUUCACUCAAGGAGGGGGGAGUAAGGUAUCAAGGCUCUAUGAAAUUGUGCUGUUUACUGCAAGCUUAUCUAAAUAUGCAAACCCAGUGAUAAACAAGCUAGAUCCAGAUAAUUAUAUAAGCUCAAGGCUGUUUCGUGAAAAUUGCGUCAUAUAUAAUGGAAAUUAUGUGAAGAAUUUAAGCCAGCUGGGAAGGAAUGUAAAAGAUGUAGUUAUUGUGGAUAACUCUCCGAUUGCAUAUUCCAUGCAUCCAAAUAAUGCUGUUCCAAUCAAAUCAUGGUUUGAUGACGAAUAUGAUAAAGAACUUGGGAAAAUUAUUCCAAUUUUGGAAAGUUUAUCAAGAGUUGAAGAUAUUCCUUCAGUGAUUCAAGAUUUGAAUCAGAGAAAAAUAAAGCUAAGCCCGAAAAAUAUUUUGAAUUUGCCGAAAACUGUCCAGCAGCAAGUCGAACUUUCUGGACCAAAAACAUACAGAGAAGAAGAAAGAAGCUUCUUCAAUUCCCCAAUGUAUAAAUCGACUUCUGAAAAAGUGUUCAGAUUUGAAACUAACUAA
Blepharisma stoltei is the source of this 1256-nucleotide messenger RNA. Lineage: Eukaryota; Ciliophora; Heterotrichea; Heterotrichida; Blepharismidae. The record is from the annotation of a GenBank genome assembly.